CUUCCGUAUUUACACACCCACCCCCUUAAAAAAAAAAGGAAAAAGAAAACAGAGGCACACACACAGGGCUCACCAGCGGCCGCCGCCGGGGGGUGAAUGUUUACCUAACAAGCAUAGAGUGGUGGUGUAGAAAGUGACAGUCACACUGGAGCCGUGCUGUAUGGUGAACACAGGUGAUUUCUGCUUCCACGGUUGCAUUUUACAGCGGAAUGUUCACUCGAAGGGGGCAUGGGGACGUCAAGAAAUCUACACAGAAAGUUCUGGACCCAAAGAAGGAUGUCCUGACCCGGCUGAAGCACCUGCGGGCGCUGAUAGAUAUUGUGGACAAGAGUGAACUGAAGGCAUUCUUUGAAGGCAACUGCUCGCAGAUUUAUUUUAUCUUCUAUGAAAAUUUCAUAACACUGGAAAGCAGCUUGAAACAAAAAGGAAAUAAAUCUCACAGGGAGGAGCUGGACUCUAUCCUCUUUAUUUUCGAAAAAAUUCUUCAACAUCUGCCUGAGAAAAUCUACAACAGAUGGCAGUUUCACAGCAUAGGUUCUAUUCUGAAAAAACUUCUGCAUACUGGAAAUUCAUUUAAAAUCCGCUGUGAGGGCAUCCGUCUCUUCCUGCUGUGGCUCCAGGCCCUAAGGGACAACUGUGCUGAGGAGCAGUUCCUUAUCUUUGCCUGUCUGGUCCCAGGAUUCCCUGCUGUUCCCUCCUCCAGAGGACCCUGCACGCUUGACACCAUCAUCAACAACCCAUCCUCUAACCCCCUAGAUGCCAAGGUAGUGCCUGAGGAGAUAACGCCGUUGCUUCCCGCUGUGUCUGGAGAGAAAGUUGUAGAAGACCUGACCUGUUACUUUCUUGAAACACUACUCAAGUACAUGGUCAUUCAGGCAUCCAGCUUAGAAUGGAAGAACAAAGAGAACGAAGACACAGGCUUCAGGUUUCUCUUCAGCCUUUUCAAGAAGUACUACCUUCCACAUCUGUUCCCCUCCUUCACCAAACUCACCAAUCUUUAUAAGCCUUUGUUAGAACUUCCUCCGCUCAGAUCCAAACCCCUAUAUGUACCGGUGACGCGGAACAAUGAGAGCACCUUCUGCACGAGGGAUCAGUACUUGGCACCCAGAGUUGCCUUCAUCACCUGGCUUGUCACCUUCUUCCUGGAGAAGAAGUAUGUCAACAGUACUGCUGCAGCGCAGAGCGCCAGGAAUGGAACUGAGGUCAUUCCUAAACUCAUCCAGACUGUUACUGCAGGCAGUAGCAGCCAGGAGAAGGAGAAAGAUAAGACCUCUGAUGGGGAUUCUAACGGACCACAAGGGGAUACGGAAAAGAGCCACUCCAACAGCAGCACGCUGUCUGACCGACGGCCCAGUGAUUCCAGCUUGUGUAGCAUCGAGGAGGAGCACAAGCAUGUCUACGACAUGGUGCACUCCAUUCUGCUGUCCACAAGGGACAAUGUGAACUUUGUCAACGAAGUCUUCCAUCAGGCUUUCUUAUUGCCAUCCUGUGAAGCCUCGGCAACCAGGAAGGUGAUUAAAGUGUACAGAAAGUGGAUCCUGCAGGAGAGGCCCAUCUUUAUGAACGAGCCUGACCCAACUACACAGGAGGAUGAAGUGGAUGAAAACACUGAGCGCAUUCUAAGAGCGGAUGCAAACUGCAUGCAUGCGUUUGAGAGUCAUGGUCACAAACGAUCGUCAAGCUGGGGGAGGACCUAUUCGUUCAGCAGUGCCAUCAAUCGGGGUUUUCUCACCGAGGAAGAGAACAGAGACGUCAAAGCUGGCAUGCAGCCCACACUACAGGUAUUCCUGACCAACUCAUCCAAUGUGUUCCUGUUGGAGCCAUGUCAGGAUGUGCCAAAACUCCUGGAAAACCAGGUUGAGGUUUGCAAGAAUGUUCUCAGCAUCUACCGGCACAUGAUCAUGGAGCACAGCAUGACUACGCAGACGUGGGAGCAGAUGCUGCAGGUGCUACUGAAGAUCACAGAAGCAAUAAUGAAGAGGCCACAAGAAAACCAAAGAAAAGACAGCUUUGCUGAAAGUUUAGCAUCUUUACUUUUUAGGACUAUUAUUGUGGCUUGGGUCCGAGCAAACCUCAACGUAUUUAUCUCUCGGGAGCUGUGGGAUGAGCUGCUGGCAGUGCUGUCCUCUCUUACCUGCUGGGAGGAGCUGGUGACAGAGUGGGCCGGCAUCAUGGACUCGCUGACGGCUGUGUUGGCACGCUCCGUUUAUGGCCUGGACAUGGCCAACUUGCCUUUAGACAAGCUCAGUGAACAGAAGGAGAAAAAACAGCGAGGACGUGGAGUAAUCCAGGAAUCCCAGAAGGCAGCUGCAGUUGCACGCUCAUUCUCACUGAGCUGGAGAAACCAUGGAGAGCAGGGUGGGCCUGGAGCCCAGGAGCCCAUGAGGAUUCGCUCUGCCACUACCUCAGGAGCGCCCGGUGUGGAGAAAGCCCGAAACAGUGUCCGCCAGAAGGCCUCCGCUAAGCGAAGCCAGUCCAUCAGCAACUGUGUCCAUCUUUACGAGGCUUUGCCCACUGCUAAAAGUGUCCCUAUGCUGCUCCACACUGUGAGCUCUUUCUUGCCUGGUAUCUCUUCUGGUAAUUCUGCUUGCUCUCAUAGACUCUCAGAUGUAGAGGAGUGUCAGCUCUCAGAAUGUGGAGGAGAGGAGGAGAUGGGAGGCAGGGAGAGUCCUCUGCAGCGGAGCAGCAGCACCUCAGACAUCACCCAGCAGCUGUCUGACACGUUGCCAGCCGAGAAGAGAGACUACUCCCCUACCUCAUGUGGUUCUGACAGCAGGAUGUCUGAGGGCAGGGCUGAGAGCAAUGAGCCACCAGUGAUAUUAAUCCGACGGAGCAGCAGUCCGACUGAGACGGAGAGCAGCACUGACGGACCCCUGAGUUACACACGACAGAAAAUCAGAGAUAAAAGUGAAAGCGUGAGUAGUGAGACAUCUAACGGCUACUUCAAUGAAGCUGAAGUCACCUGGCAUACAUUCGACGAGGAGGCCGACAAUCAGUCCACGCAGUCGGCUCACAUGGAUGUUACAGCCGACCCCCAGAACCAAGGCAGUCUGCUGCUCAGCCACAAUGACGCUCUAGCAGGUCCCGAGUGUGCCCUCCUCCCCCCCUCUGCUCCUCCCUACCACAAUUACCACUACCCCCAGAACCCCCCCUCUUCACCAGCCCUGGUGGUGCACACAGAGUGCCCGCGGGACUGUCCCCUGGAUGACACCAUACAUCAGUCUGUCUUACACAUGCCACACCGCUUGGACAGCAGUGAGUGUCUGGCCGAUGAUGUCAGCAUCAUCGCUGGGGGGACGCUAACGGGUUGGCAUCCUGAUUCUGCCUUCGUUCUGUGGAGGAGGAUUUUGGGCAUCCUGGGAGAUGUCAAUAACAUCCGCUGCCCCAAGAUCCAUGCCAAGGUUUUCUCUUAUCUCUACGACCUCUGGCACAAACUGGCCAAGAUCCGGGACAAUCUUGGGAUAAGCGUGGAUAACCAGUCCUCACCACCCCAGCCUAUGUUCAUCCCUCCUCUUCGAAUGCUUGCGUCGUGGCUCUUCAGGGCAACCAUGCUCCCAGCAGAGUUCAAGGCUGGUAAACUGCAGGCAUACAAGCUAAUCUGUGAGAUGAUGACCAGACACCAGGAUGUGCUCCCAAACAGUGACUUCUUGGUGCACCUGUACCACGUCAUGCACAAGGGCUUCACCAGCGAUGACCAGGAUGUUUUGAAUAACAUGGUCCGCUCCUGCUCGCCCCGCUUCUUCUUCCUCGGCCUCCCGGGCUUCACGAUGCUGCUUGGAGAUUUCAUCACUGCUGCUGAACGCGUCCUCUCCUCUGACUCCAGAGAGGCUCCCAGGAUAGAGGCUCAGACGAUCUUGGGUUCACUCGUCUGCUUUCCCAACCUGUACCAGCAGAUUGCUAUACUCAAAAGUGUGCCUGGCUCUAAUGACGUCAGUGUAGGCAAUGACAAUCUCAAGAAUAAUCUGGUUGGGAUUCUUCUGGGUGCAGCUACUAAGGAGCAUUGUGAAGGAGCAAGGUGCAUUGCUGUAUGCAGCCUGGGCCUGUGGGUAUGUGAGGAGCUCAUGCAAAAGACCAUUCACCACCAAGUAAAAGAUGCCAUCAAUGUUCUGGGAGUAACACUAAAGUUCGGGAACAAAACAGUGGCCCAAGUCGCCUGUGACGUGUUUCAGCUGCUGAUCUCUCACUGGGAACAUCUCCAGAGGCUGGACCCUGCUCUUCCAAAGGAAAUCAUUGAGAUCUUUGUGGCGACAAUAGCCUUUUUGUUGCCAAGCGCAGAGCACUCAACUGUGGAAGCAGAAAAAAAGCUAAUUGUUUCACUGCUGCUUUGCCUGCUGGAUUGGUGUAUGGCCGUCCCCCUAAGUCUGCUGCUAGAGCCAAUCACCAUGUCUUCUCUGGAGCCGCACUCACCCAGCAAGGCCCCGCUUUUGGACUAUAUCUACAGGGUUCUUCACUGCUGCGUGUCCGGCUCCAACCUGCACACCCAGCAGAGCCACUACCUCCUCAGUCUGUCGGACUUGUCCAGCGAUUACGACCUGAUGCUGGGUCAGGUUAAGAGCGUCGAGCCCACACCCUCGCAAACAACCACAGCAGACUUUGGAAACCUGUUGACGGUAGCUGAGGAAAAGCGUCGUCGAAACAUGGAGCUCAUCCCUCUGACGGCGCGGGUAGUCAUGACUCAUCUGGUGAACCAUCUUGGCCACCAUCCCCUUAGUGGCGGUCCGGCUCUCCUUCACAGCCUUGUGAGCGAAAACCACGACAACCCGUACGUGGAGUCGUCUGAGUUGUCCUCCGAGGUCUUUAAAAGCCCCAACCUACAGCUGUUUGUCUUCAACGACAGCACGUUGGUGUCCUACCUGCAGAUCCCAGCAGAGAUCCCCACUGCAGGUCAGCCCCCGCACCCUUCCUCCCAAGUUCGCAUAAUUGUCCGAGACAUUUCGGGAAAGUACUCUUGGGAUGGGACGAUCUUGUACUGCACCACGCAGGAGGACUCUGUUAAUGUGGGGGUUUUCCAUCCAGUUGAUCCACCUAUUUCAAAAACCCCCAGUGCACACAGCAGAAGCCAGCCAGCCUCUCCGCUUAAAGGACAUUUCAAAACUCCCUGCUCAGCCUCAGAAUCCCUCUCUUCCUUCUGUGAAGAAGAUGAGGUUGAUGUGCUGGACAAGCUUUUGGAGGAGCUCAGCCACAGCAGCCCAGAAUGCCUCCCUCAACCACAGCUCAGGCUCAAUCAGCCAGCGCCUUCGCCUCAUGGCAUGAACUUGGAACAAGAGAACGCUAUAUUGGAGGCCAUUCUCCAUCAGACUCAGCAGGAGGAGGAGCAAGUUAAGAAGUGGGAUGCUGAUUUGAGCUUUCGGGCGGCCUGUCAGAGAGAACCCUCGCACCAGGAACCCAAAUCUCCUUUCUACUUCUGCAGACUGCUUCUCAAUGAUCUGGGCAUGAACUCAUGGGAUCGCAGAAAAAGCUUCCACUUACUGAAGAAAAACUCCAAACUUUUAAGGGAAUUGAAGAACUUGGACUCCAGGCAGUGCCGAGAGACUCACAAAAUUGCUGUGUUCUACAUCGGAGAAGGCCAAGAAGACAAGUGCUCUAUCUUGUCGAACAGCGCAGGCAGCCAGGCCUAUGAGGACUUUGUAUCUGGACUGGGAUGGGAGGUGGACCUGGCCACACACUGUGGCUUUAUGGGAGGACUCCAAAGGAAUGGAAGCACAGGCCUAACAGCUCCCUACUAUGCUACCUCCACCGUAGAAGUCAUUUUCCACGUAUCCACAAGAAUGCCAUCUGACUCUGAUGACAGCCUCACCAAAAAGCUGCGUCACUUGGGCAACGAUGAGGUGCACAUCGUGUGGUCCGAGCACACCAGGGACUACCGCCGUGGCAUCAUCCCAACUGACUUUGGAGAUGUGCUCAUUAUCAUCUACCCGAUGAAGAAUCACAUGUAUUUCAUACAGAUCAUGAAGAAGCCUCAGGUUCCUUUCUUCGGACCUCUGUUUAAUGGCGCCAUUGUCACUGGGGCGCUAUUGCCAAGUCUGGUACGAGCCACAUGUAUCAACGCCAGCAGAGCUGUCAAGUCCCGGCUGACUCUCUACCAGAGCUUCUACGAGGAGAGAGCACUCUACUUGGAAGCCAUUGUCCAGAACCACAGAGAGGUCAUGACCUUUGAAGACUUCGCUUCGCAGGUCUUCUCCCCCUCCCCUGCCUAUUCAGCGAGCGGGACAGGAUCCCUCACUGGCAGCCUGAGCCCCGAAGCAGGAAAUACGACGGACUCAGUGGAGCAGGUGUCUCCCACCCUGCCCCGCUCCACCAAACAAAGAGUUUCGGGAAAACUCCGCAGAUCAGCGAGCGCUAUAAGCAAAUCUUCAAACUGAGCUCUUCAACCCAUUCCCAAGAGCGAAGCCUUUAAUCUGCUGUGGAAGAACCUCACACACCCUGCCGGGACUGCAAGAUUGUUUUUCGUUGUCUUUUUUUUUUUUUGUGUGAUAUAAACAUUAACUUGAGCGUGUUGUAAUUUUUAAUUUAAAGUGGCUAUCGAUGAUCUUUGUCUCUGCAUUUCAGUUUAACUAGCUUAAUUGAAACUAAACUCUGUUUAUUACGGUGGAAUCAUAGGAAGACUUCUGUCUUAAUGCAAACUGAUCCAAGUGGGAUUUCUUUCUAAGAUUCUAGAGCUCGCUGAAAGCGCUAGAAAAACUGAUGUUCUUACUAUAGUAAGGAAACGGGGAGCAGUUAAUUCAACACUUUAUGUAAAGCACUGAAUGAUACAGUUGGUGCUAAACUUGCACAGGAGAUUGGUGUCCUUUUAAAUAUGUCUUUUUACCUCUUUUUUGCAUCCGCCUCUGCCUUCCUGUGUCCAUGGUGCCACAUUAGGUUGUGACUGAAGCGCUUUUUCCUGCUCUGUAGCAGCAGUUUGCUCAACAUUUAAGGCAGACAUGCAAUUUUUAAAAAACUUUCUAGGUGUAUAUGUACGCCAAGCACUACCACACCUGUCGCUGCAGCGUCCAGUUUUUUCUUGUUUGUUUGUUUUUCUCCAUCGGACAAUCGAUGGCUUCCUUCCAACUAAAAUGAAAUUUGCUUUUGUAUUUUUUUACUGCUCUCAUUUUCCACUUUAAAUGAAUUCCAAUAGAUUCUGUCACUAUUUGAUUUAUGCAUCUCUGCUGGAAUGAGAAAAGACUGCAUUUGUAAUUGUUCUAUGAUGACAUUAACUUGGGCUCAUGUCCGGUAAUUGGAUAAGUUUCCUCCUGUCUCUUUCCUCUGCCAUCACUUUCUCCUGUCCUAUGAUGACACAGACAUUCCGACGUUCCCAACCUACCGACCUUUUUGCACUCGCUCAUCAUUCGCAUUGAAUGCUCCUCUUUUGAAGUUUGUUUGGGAUUCAAUUUGCUUUAAUGUUUUGCCUCCAUGUUUGCUAAGUUCAAUGAUUUGAUGAGUUGUUUUAUUGUGUAGUUAUAUGAAUCGUUUGCUGUUUAGAGGAAAAAACCGUCAGACCCUCAGGUGAAACUUUAUUUCAUGCACUGGUUUAUGUAUGUAUGUAUAUAUGUGAUGUAUGCAACCCUUUAGAGUGUCCUCAUGUACAUUAUUCUGUGAUGGAGCUUCUCACAGUGCCUGUUUAAAAACAAGGACUAAUUGAACUAGAGAUGCACCAAUCUGAGCUUUGUGGCCAACGCCGAUCUUACACCAAUCUGAUUCUUCUUUAAGAAUCAUAAAUUAAACAUUUCAUUUUUUUUUUUAUGCAGCCAUGGUGGUUUGCUGUUGAACAGGGUUAACUAUAAUCUUCUUAAAAAGGCCAAGUGAUGUGAGAUGACAUUUAAAACUGACUUUUAAAUUGGCAAUUAGCGCAGUUGUUGAACCUAGAAUUACUAAAACAGCAGCUUUCAUUUAUAUUAAGGACUUUAAAUGCCUAAACUCUGGGAAUGCAGCAUGAGGCAAGACGAUACAUGACUCAGUGACAAUAUUUAAGCUAUUUUCGGGUGGGAAAUGCCCUCCCACCCCCUCCUCAUUUAAUUAGUUUUAGUUUUUUUAAAGUCUCACACUUCAUUUCACAUUUGAAACCAGAUAUGGUAGAGUGGAGAUUCAAAUAACUCUUUAUUUUAGCACACAGGUCUUUCCUCUCUGGCUCAUAAACAUUGAUGUAAAUGAGGAGGCUUCCUCGCUGCUAUUGUUGCCGGCAGAAUUUUUUUAACAACUAAAUAACCUCCUUUUUAUUUUUAUAGUAAGUUUUGCAAGCAUCUAAACAGCGCUGCUCUAUUCCUAUUUAGUAAAAGUAGAAAAUCGUAACCCUGCUGCCAAUACUUGCAGAGCCUUCACAUCCGUAACAGAUGGUGGUUUAAAGCUCAGCAGGAUAAAAUAGAACAUUUAGCCUUCCUGGUUUCUGCUAAGAGAUUUGCUCUCUCCACUGCCCAUAUUAACUGCAGCUACGUAAUAGAGAAUACUGAUACUAAACAUUAGCAAACUUCGAGUCUUCAUCAGUUACAGCGUCCACACCAAAGGUUGGCGUUCCUAUGGUGACAGACUGAAGUAUGGUUGCUCAGUAAUUUUUUGGGGGGGGAUAAAGCUGGUAUUUGAAUGGCUGGUCACCAGCUGAUUUCUUGGUGCAUCUUUUAAUAAAUUUAAUAAAAGGCUCCCUUUUCACCAUAUUGAGCAUUUAUUAAAUAUUUCACCUCUUUGGCCAAGUGCUCUUUUCCCUCUGCAUCUCUAACGAUCAGUAUCUUGUGCCUCCCACAAAAACAGGUGGAUCAAGGAUCAUUUAUAGAAAGCUACUCCGUCCUCAUCUCAGGAAGUAGUUGAGUGUAACCAACUCCUUCUCUUUCCCAUGAUCCUCUCUCUCUUUUUCCUGGUGUCCUCCUGAGGCCCAGGCUCCUUGGGAGGAGCUGACUUCAGCUUUAGGUGUAGUGCCAGAGCUAAACUCUCACCACACCUCUUGGCAACAGCUAGCUCAGCACCGCUCUUAACCUGCAUGCUCAGGUUGCCAUGGUAGCCAGGUGUCCUCCCCUCCCUUGAUUUCCCUCCACCCCAAUGCACUCACUCUGAGAGCUCCACCCAAGCUGCAACACUAUCCCCAUCUGUUGCACCUCUAUGCCUUACUGUCUUUCUCCAGCAUCUCACCACCUUUUGUUUUGCUCAUUCCUACAGCAGAAUAUGUGGAGUCGAAACAGCAAGCGGUCCACAGAAAUGUUUUUGUGCUUUUUUUUUUUUCCCUCUUUGGUUUUGUUUUUAAGAAUGUAUGAAUAUAUAAGCCUGCAUCCAAGCUGUGGCUUUUGUUUUUCCCAAAAGUUUCUCAAAGGAUAUACCCACUAUGUUGAUCUAAAGAUUGUAGCUUGUAGAAUAACGUCUUUUGAAGAGAUAUUUUACUCCUCUUUUAGUGGCUUAGUAGCUGAAAGUGUCUGGACCAAGAUUCUGCAUCUUAUAUUUGUGAAGAAAAUGAGUUGAGUCUUAGACUUGUUAUUUUUCUCUUCUCGUUUUAGAAAUCCUUGUACAUUGUUUCAAUUUCCAGGGCCACCAUUGCCCUCUUAAUAUAAAUAUAUAAUAAUGCCUGUAAUAUAAUCUUUGUAUGAGAGAGCAAAAAAAGCUUGAAAUUUUCAUCAUUUGUCAACAUAUCAAACUGUUUUUAAUGACCGAAGUCCUGCUAUCUUCACUGGAAACGUGAAAAUU
This is a messenger RNA of Cyprinodon variegatus (sheepshead minnow), 9639 nucleotides long. It is a transcript of the gene ralgapa2, whose product is annotated as Ral GTPase activating protein, alpha subunit 2 (catalytic). Bases 210 to 6362 code for a protein of 2050 amino acids. Lineage: Eukaryota; Metazoa; Chordata; Actinopteri; Cyprinodontiformes; Cyprinodontidae. Gene Ontology annotation, biological process: positive regulation of GTPase activity; regulation of small GTPase mediated signal transduction. Gene Ontology annotation, cellular component: cytoplasm; nucleus. The transcript is spliced from 41 exons. Gene Ontology annotation, molecular function: GTPase activator activity. The record is from RefSeq and is a predicted model, not a curated record.